AUGUCACCGCCCUCUGCAGUCGAGGUAUCAGCCACUUCGGACACAUCCGGCGUUACCAUUCCCAAUCCUCUCACGGCGCCUGUGCACAGCAACGAGAUUCCUGCCAGGAGGAAGAAGACCAGUGCCGCACAGUGGGGUGUAGCAGCGCCAUCCGACACUGCAAACUUUAGACUGCGGUCGCACGAGCACAAACCAAAGGCCAAGUCAUGGCGCCACAUCUUGACCCACGAGGCCACUGUUCGCAAGGGCAACUCUCUCAAAGAGGCAGCCAAGUAUCUCGGUACACCGGGCAUUAUUUCUCUCGGAGGCGGACUGCCAUCCAGCGAGUACUUUCCCUUUGAAGAGCUCUCCGUCAAGGUGCCUAGGGUUGGCCACUUUUCCGAGGCCGAAACCAGAGAGUCCGGCGUGACGGUUACGGCAGGGAAACACGACCUCGCCGAGAACAAAUCCAUCUUUGACAUUGCUACCGCCUUCAACUACGGCCAGGGCUCGGGCGCAGCACAGCUCCUGCGCUUCAUGACGGAGCACACGGAACUGGUGCACGACCCGCCAUAUGAGGACUGGAGGUGCACCAUGACGGUGGGAAGCACAUCUGCCACUGACAUGGUGCUGCGGAUGCUCACACGGCCCGGCGACGUGAUCCUCUCCGAGGAGUACACAUUCUCAGCUUUUGUCGAAACCGCCCGGCCAAUGGGUGUGCGCGUGUGCGGCGUGCCGGUUGACAGCGAAGGACUCCUGCCCGCCGCCAUGGACACACUGCUUUCCAACUGGGACGCUGCCGCUCGCGGCGCCCGCAAACCGCAUCUCCUCUACACGGUGCCCACAGGACACAACCCCACGGGCGCAACGUCGAGCGCCGAGCGCCGCAGACAACUGUACCAGGUGUGCCAGAAACACGACGUGCACAUCAUCGAAGACGAGCCGUACUACUUUCUCCAAAUGCAGCCCUACACAGGCCCCAAUGCGCCCGCCGUGCCGCCCCCGUCGUCGCACGCAGAGUUCCUGCAGUCGCUCGUGCCCAGCUACCUGUCCAUGGACACGGACGGCCGCGUCAUCCGCAUGGACUCGUUCUCCAAGGUGAUAGCGCCUGGCUCGCGGACAGGCUGGAUCACGGCGCCCGCAGACGUCGUCGAGCGCUACUCCAAGCACGCCGACGUGUCGACGCAGAACCCGGCUGGUAUGGCGCAGCUGAUUCUGUUCAAGCUGCUCGACGAGCACUGGGGCCACGCCGGCUACCUCGACUGGCUGCUGCACAUGCGCAUGCAGUACACGCAGCGCCGCGACUUGAUCCUCGCUGCGUGUGCAAAGUACCUCCCGCGCGACGUCAUGUCGUGGAAGCCGCCCAUGGCCGGCAUGUUCCACUGGAUGCAGAUUGAUUUCCGCAAGCACCCUGCGUAUCCGGAGAAGACGAUUGAGAGCAUCGAGGAGAGCAUCUUUCUGCGCGUCAUCAGCCAUGGUGCCUUGGUCAUGCGCGGCAGCUGGUUCUACGCCGAUGCCGACGAGGAGCACAACACCCUGUUUUUUAGAGCGACGUAUGCGGCGGCUCCCGGGGAGAAGAUUGAAGAGGGCAUUAGGCGGCUGGGCGAAGCGGUGAGAGAGGAGUUUGGACUGGGCGAGUAUGCAAAGGAAAGCUAG
Exserohilum turcica Et28A is the source of this 1635-nucleotide messenger RNA. RefSeq lists its product as uncharacterized. Gene Ontology annotation, molecular function: L-2-aminoadipate:2-oxoglutarate transaminase activity; pyridoxal phosphate binding; aromatic-amino-acid:2-oxoglutarate transaminase activity. NCBI's taxonomy places the organism in Eukaryota, Fungi, Ascomycota, Dothideomycetes, Pleosporales, Pleosporaceae. Bases 1 to 1635 code for a protein of 544 amino acids. Gene Ontology annotation, biological process: aromatic amino acid catabolic process; L-tyrosine biosynthetic process. The transcript has 2 exons. The record is from RefSeq and is a predicted model, not a curated record.